UUUCAUGAGGAAUUAGGAAUAGCUAAGUCUUAAUGUCUAAUUUUCCCUUUAUAUUAGCAAAUAAUCAAGGAAUACCUAUUCCGUAAAAAAGGAAAGAAAAAAAUUUCCCCAAUCAACCCCUAGUUUAGUAGAAAAUUUUCAACAUUAAGACUUAGCUAUUCCUAACUUCCGAAAGAAGUUUCUUAAAUUUAACUUGUUUUUAUAGUUUGACCAAUGAAUAACUAUUAGCAACAACCAAACAUGACCAAGAAGUUUUGCCCGUACUUCUCCUUUGGUUAAUGAAUUAACUGCUUGAGAGUAAAAUAUGCCUUUGGGUAGAAAUAGGAAAUGUUUAAUGUUAUAAGCUUUUCUAUCUUCUUUAUUCAUUUAUGCCAAAUAAUGGAAAUCCAACCUUGUCAGCUUUUCUUGUAGCCUUGGUAAAUUUACCCAAGAAAAAAGUGAUUUAUUUGAUAUUAUGAAUGACUGGUUAUGUAGGGACCGUUUCGUUUUCGUAGGUUGGGGCAGCCUAAUGUUCUUUCCUAGUGCCUAUUUCACUCUAGGGGGUUGGUUUACAGAAUCCCACUUUAUAUUUCUGAACCUAAUAUCCACCCCCACGGGAAUCCAUUGUGUUUGCAAAUGUCAUAGUUGAAAAUUGUCACUUAAGAAAUUGAUGUUGCAUUGAAUGAAGAGUACCGUAUCAUUCCAGGUAUGGGUGAGUUUGGAGAUCGUUACUUUGGAACAGAUGACUGAUCCAUUUUUGGCGAGUACAGAUUGUUCCCAGUAUGUCUUCCACAAUAUUCUGAAAAGACAAUUGGGCUAUUGGUUUUUAACCAUGUAAACCAACUGCCAGCUAAGCCCGGGGACAGCAUCAAAUGUUUCAAGCUUUCAGCGUAAGUCAAGUACAAUAAAUGAAUUUCGAAUCAUUGGUUGCCUUCAUGCUUCUUUAAAUUCUUCUUUCUUUUAUGAUUAAUAUAAUGGAUAUUGUCAAUGUAUCAAAUCUGCUGGUACUUGAACUUAAUUUUUCUUGUGAAGAGUUGGAUGAUGUUUGCCACUAAACUUCUUCGUCUAUCUUCUUCAAAGCGAGCUAACUCCACUGAGACAAGCAUAUUUCAUGUCAUCGAUGAAUCGGAAAUGAGCAAGCCACUGGGAAUUCUUAAAGACCAAUGCCCCACAUCUCCCCAAAAUCCAGGGAGUAAUGCUGGCAUAAAGCCGCAUCUUGAUAAGUUUCCCUGAUGGAUCUGUCAGGCUUCUCUUAAUUUUUCAGAAGUGCAUCUCUCUCAGAUUUUAUGCAAUUCUCUUGAAGAUUGCCAUGGCAAGAUACAAGUCUGAUGUGCUUUAGCCUUUAGGGCCUUGGCAGAACAAUCCUGAUAGAAGUACAAAGGACAGAAACUGAAAUGGAGAUAUUACGUGAUGGAAAUUUUCCCCCUCUGUUCCCUUCUAGAUCAGCAGUCAAAGGUAACAUUUUAUAUUUGCUUAUUCAGUCAGAGCACUUAUUCACCAUUCCAUACGACGAUGGACUAAUUUUUUUUAUUUUGAGUAGAAUUCUUGACAUUCUGCCAAAUAGGUUCCUCCCGGGAUCCCCUCGCCGUCCCCAUCCCUAUACCUAUUAAUGGUGUAUAUGAGUCCCUGCUAAAUAUUAAAUUGUAAAAUUUAAC
This is a messenger RNA of Rubroshorea leprosula, 1634 nucleotides long. NCBI's taxonomy places the organism in Eukaryota, Viridiplantae, Streptophyta, Magnoliopsida, Malvales, Dipterocarpaceae. The record is from the annotation of a GenBank genome assembly.